AUGGCACCCAAGAUCUCCACGGCACAGCGACGUUUGCUGAAGGAAUUCCAAGAGCUCUUGAAAUCUCCGACCGACGGCAUUGUGGCAGGGCCAAUCACGGAAGAUAACCUCUUCAGAUGGCGCUGUAUCUUGGAGGGUCCUCCGGGUACAGUCUACGAGAACGGAGUGUUCGAAGCAGAAAUGGACUUUCCAGCAGAUUACCCACUGUCGCCACCCAAGAUGAAGUUUACGUCCGAGAUCCUUCAUCCGAACAUUUACAAAGACGGCACCGUGUGCAUCAGCAUCCUGCAUCCGCCGGGAGACGACCCUCUGCAGUACGAAUCGGCAGACGAGAGGUGGGGCCCUUUGCAGAGCGUGGAGAAGAUCCUCCUCAGUGUGUGCUCGAUGCUGGCCGAACCCAACCCAAACUCGCCUGCUAACAUCGACGCUGCAAAGCUUUGGCGCGAGAACCGCGACAAGUUUGAUGAGAUUGUGCGGGCCCAGGUGCUUAAGUCUCUCGACUAA
This is a messenger RNA of Ogataea haglerorum, 504 nucleotides long. RefSeq lists its product as uncharacterized. Gene Ontology annotation, cellular component: cytosol; endoplasmic reticulum. The record is from RefSeq and is a predicted model, not a curated record. Bases 1 to 504 code for a protein of 167 amino acids. The transcript has a single exon. Lineage: Eukaryota; Fungi; Ascomycota; Pichiomycetes; Pichiales; Pichiaceae.